This is a messenger RNA of Linum tenue, 354 nucleotides long. Lineage: Eukaryota; Viridiplantae; Streptophyta; Magnoliopsida; Malpighiales; Linaceae. The record is from the annotation of a GenBank genome assembly.
CCACUCGUCGUCGACCUUUCUACCCUUUCCCAAUCGCCAGCCACCAGCCCACCACCAUCCUCAAUCUCCGCUCUCUACCGAUGUUCCUCGGCAGCCACCACCAUCCUCAAUCGCCACUCGCCGUCGACUUCUCCACCUCAAUCGCCCCCGCUUGACUUCGCCCACUCCUUCCUUGUCGAAAGAGAUCCACCCACCUCGUUGCCGUCUCCGCUUCCCCUUGCAUGUUCCUCGAUGGUCGCCGCCUUGCCUUCCUCAUCCUCGGCAGUCAACAACCGAGAUCCUGACCCACCCUACCUUCUCCAAUCGUCGUCGUCCUGCCACUGCCCUUCCUCCCUCUCCAGUCUCCCCUCCUCU